GUAGCCGCUCCUCGUCUACCGAAGUGCCUGUCCGGGACGGGCGGGAACCGGGGGUGUGUAUUUACAUGUCGCCCGAAUAGGAAACGCGGCUCGGAUGUGCGCGUCACUUUUGAGGCAGUUAGACGAACCCCCCCCCCUAGAUCUGCGUCGGUUUCUGUUUAUCAAUUCUGCAUGGAAGAACCCUAUUCUUGACCGUCUGACUUCUUGAGGUCGCUUCUAUGAGGUUUUCUGAGGUUUCUGGAAGGGAGGCUGCGGGGGGCGGGUGGAGUGGAAUUAGGGAGAUUGCUGCUACACGUCGUUCCUAGAGUGAGAAAACAGACCGGGAUUCUAUAUUUGGAGAUGGGAUAUAUAUUGCUGAACAACGGCCCCGCUGUCGAUCUUUUUUGAUGUGCAAACUACAUCUGCUCUUUCUGUCAUUAGUCUCUGAUAUACAUUUCCCGCUGUUCCGAAUCUGGCAUCUGACAAAAGACAAUGGACAUCAACAACAUGCUCGACCGCUCCUCACCCUGCAAAAACCCGCGCCGACCGUUCGCAUGCACAUGGCCAGACUGCGCAAAGUGCUUCAGUCGCAACUCUGACCUCCAGCGACACUUCAAGAUCCACACGCAAGAACGGCCGUUCGCGUGCCAGUACGUGAACUGUAACAAGUCGUUUAUCCAGCGAUCUGCUCUCACCGUGCAUUUCAGGACACAUACAGGUGAGAAGCCCUAUCUGUGCAUGUACAUUGGCUGCGAGAAGCGGUUUUCAGACGUAAGUUGCCUUGCCUUCAUCUUCCCUCUCUCCUCUGCUCGUACUAACAGCCUUCCUCGCGUUGCAGUCAUCAAGUCUCGCAAGACACAUGCGCACCCACUGCGCAAAGCCAGGCAACCGCUGCCCCCAACCAGGCUGCGGCAAGCUCUUCCCCCGCCGCAUCGCUCUCUACCGCCAUCUGCAGAUCGUCCACAACAUCGACUCGAACCCGGAGCAGUACGCCCGCUCGCAGCGGCUGAUGAUCGAGCACGCCGCCGUCGUGCGGGAUGCCGCGGCCGCGAACGCUUCUCGAUCGCGGUCGGCGCAGGUGUCGGCGAAUGGGCGGGUUGAUGCGUUGCUGCCUAUUCGGCAUAUAUACGGAUCGAGUUUGCAGGGUGCCGAGUCGGCGUACACGCCCGCCACCUACGCCGAGUACUAUUACAGUCUGCAGCAGCAGCAGCAGCAGCAGCAAACUGAGUACAGCGACAAGUCACCGCACGGCGGUCCGAUAAGCCCGGGCACCAUGUCGCC
Myxozyma melibiosi is the source of this 1260-nucleotide messenger RNA. RefSeq lists its product as uncharacterized. The transcript has a single exon. Gene Ontology annotation, molecular function: RNA polymerase II cis-regulatory region sequence-specific DNA binding; DNA-binding transcription factor activity, RNA polymerase II-specific. Lineage: Eukaryota; Fungi; Ascomycota; Lipomycetes; Lipomycetales; Lipomycetaceae. Gene Ontology annotation, cellular component: nucleus. The record is from RefSeq and is a predicted model, not a curated record. The coding region runs from base 472 to 1080 and encodes 202 amino acids. Gene Ontology annotation, biological process: regulation of transcription by RNA polymerase II.